Messenger RNA from Geodia barretti, 1113 nucleotides. The record is from the annotation of a GenBank genome assembly. NCBI's taxonomy places the organism in Eukaryota, Metazoa, Porifera, Demospongiae, Tetractinellida, Geodiidae.
AUGCAAAUCAAUUCUCGCCGCAUUGAACGCCUGCCGCCCUAUGUUUUUCACGAGGUCAAUGCCCGAAAGAUGUACCUGCGGCGCAAGGGCGUUGAUAUUAUUGACCUGGGCAUGGGCAAUCCCGACCAGCCGACACCGCCACAUAUUAUUGACAAACUCGCCGAAGUUGUCCGCGAUCCCAAAACGCAUGGAUAUUCGCCAUCGGCGGGUCUUCCGGCUUUGAGGCGGGCGAUUUGUCGCCAUUACAAACGCCGUUUUGACGUUGAUCUCGAUCCGGAAUCAGAAGCGAUUGUCACCAUCGGCUCGAAAGAGGGGCUGGCGCAUAUUUGUCUCGCGCUUCUCGAUCCGGGCGAUCUCGCCAUUGUGCCAAAUCCGGCGUAUCCCCUGCAUCUUUAUGGUGUUGCGAUUGCCAAUGGCAAUGUUUUCAGCUUGCCCUUGCGACCAGAAAAAGAAUUUGUGCCCGAUCUGCAAAUGAUCCCGCGGGAACUGUGGCCCAAACCCAAAGUGAUGAUUUUUAACUUUCCUCACAAUCCCACGACAGCUACUGUCGAUAUUUCUUUUUUUGAGGAGAUCGUGGAUUUUGCCCGCCGUCAAAAUAUCAUUGUUAUCCACGACAUGGCCUAUUCGGAUAUCGCGUUUGACGAUACCCGCGUGCCCAGUCUUUUACAGGUUAAAGGUGCGAAAGAAAUCGGUGUCGAAUUUUACACCAUGUCCAAGUCCUACAAUAUGGCUGGUUGGCGCGUCGGAUUUUGUCUUGGAAAUCCGAAGGUCAUCAAGGCACUUUCCAUUAUCAAAAAUUACUACGACUACGGCGUUUUUACCCCCAUCCAGGUCGCUGCAAUUGCCGCGCUUGAUGGCCCGCAAGACUGCGUACAGCAAUCGUCCGCUAUGUAUCAGAGCCGCAGGGAUACGCUGGUAGAAGGUCUCAAUCGCAUUGGGUGGCCCGUCAACAAGCCCAAAGCGUCGAUGUUUGUUUGGGCGCCUAUUCCAGAAAAAUAUCGGUAUCUCGGUUCUAUGAAUUUUCCCUCAAGCUCAUGGAAGAAGCCGAACUCGCGGUUUCUCCCGGUAUUGGUUUUGGGGAUAUGGGCGAGGGAUAUGUACGCAUUUCGUUAG